AAGCAAAGAUAAGUAUUCCCACCAAAGAAAGAAGGAAAAGCUGCUGCUUGGCAUUUAAGGCCCACGGGAGCCUGUGAGAGCACAAAAUUCUCCUCCUCCCUCUCUUCUCUGCCCUUACUCGCCUGCUCCACCUCACCCUGCACUUUCAGCCAUCCAUGAGUGUGACCAACUCUUCAGCCUACCGAUCGGAGCGUAGUUUCCACCAGACUUCAUCGUCAUCCUCUGCUAACCCGCACAUGGAGAAGAGCCGGGGACUGUUCGCCGAGGACUUUGGCACCUUCAUGAGACCCGGCAGCGAUGCUUUGGGCUUUUCCAGUGGUGCUGGAAAUAUCAAGACUCUUGAGGAUUCAUACCAGUUCACAGUCGAUGUGCAAGACUUCUCCCCUGAAGAUGUCAUUGUCACCACAUCCAACAAUCAAAUUGAAGUUCGUGCAGAAAAGCUGGCUCAGGAUGGCACAGUGAUGAACACAUUCACCCACAAGUGCCAACUUCCAGACGACGUGGACCCCACCUCUGUGACAUCAUCACUGGGUGCCGAGGGAUCACUAACCAUCAGGGCACGUCGACAACCAGCCAAACACGAACACGUACAGACCUUCCGUACAGAGAUCAAGAUCUAGAGAUGGACAGACAUCUCCUCACAAACACGUCCACAUGUUCGGCAUCACAAAGUCCACACAGCACAACGAAACAUCAACAACACACAAUGAAACAUCCACACAACACAACAAAACAUCCACACAGUACAAUGAAACAUGACAACUAGCAACAUGAAAUAUCCACACAGUAUAAUGAAACAUCCACACAGUACAAUGAAACAUGACAACUAGCAACAUGAAAUAUCCACACAGUAUAAUGAAACAUCCACACAGUACAAUGAAACAUGACAACUAGCA
Molecule: messenger RNA, 896 nt
Organism: Thalassophryne amazonica
Lineage: Eukaryota; Metazoa; Chordata; Actinopteri; Batrachoidiformes; Batrachoididae
Gene: hspb7
Product: heat shock protein family, member 7 (cardiovascular)
Exons: 3
Coding region: 156-620 (154 amino acids)
Biological process (GO): heart development
Cellular component (GO): cytoplasm; nucleus
Source: RefSeq, a predicted model, not a curated record